Entelurus aequoreus (snake pipefish) is the source of this 1792-nucleotide messenger RNA. RefSeq names its product keratin, type II cytoskeletal 8-like. The record is from RefSeq and is a predicted model, not a curated record. The transcript has 9 exons. Gene Ontology annotation, biological process: intermediate filament organization; keratinization. Lineage: Eukaryota; Metazoa; Chordata; Actinopteri; Syngnathiformes; Syngnathidae. The coding region runs from base 94 to 1617 and encodes 507 amino acids. Gene Ontology annotation, cellular component: keratin filament. Gene Ontology annotation, molecular function: structural constituent of skin epidermis.
CUCUGAGUCAGACACAGAGGGACUUGACUCUCCUUUGAAGGCCUGUACAUCCCCUGCUCUCUGCUCAGCCACCACAGCCCGACCAACUCCAACAUGAUUUCCAGGAAGUCCUACUCGGUCUCGGGCUCCAGCAGCGGCUCCAGGAGAUCCCUGGCAGGACCCCAAAUCGGCUUCAGGAGCAGCUACACACUCGGUUCCUCGGCUGGUGGUUUUGGUGCUGGUUCCGGUGCUGGCUUUGGUGCUGGUUCUGGUUUUGGUGCUAGUUCCGGUUUUGGUGCUGGUUCCGCUGGUGGUUUUGGCUUCGGCUCGUCCAUGAGCUCCAGCUCAAUGAUGGGUGGUGGUGGAGCAGGAUUCUACGCGGCUCUCCCAAUCACCGCUGUCACAGUCAACCCGAGUCUGCUGGCCCCCCUGAACUUGUCGAUAGACCCCUCCAUCCAGGCUGUCCGCACCCAGGAGAAGGACCAGAUCAAGACACUUAACAACCGUUUUGCUUCCUUCAUUGACAAGGUCCGUUUCCUGGAGCAGCAGAACAAGAUGCUGGAGACCAAGUGGAGUCUCCUACAGGACCAGACCACCACCCGUUCUAACAUCGACGCCAUGUUUGAGGCGUACAUCGCCAACCUGCGCCGGCAGCUCGACGGGCUGGGCAACGAGAAAGUCAAGCUGGAUGGAGAACUGAAGAACAUGCAGAUCCAGGUGGAGGACUUCAAGAGAAAGUAUGAAGAUGAAAUCAACAAGCGUGCAGGUGCAGAGAACGAGUUUGUGCUUUUGAAAAAGGAUGUUGACGCUGCCUACAUGAACAAGGUUGAUCUGGAGGCCAAAGCCGAUGCUCUUCAGGACGAAAUCAACUUCCUCAGGGCCGUCUAUGAGGCUGAGCUUCGCGAGCUGCAGUCCCAGAUCAAGGACACCUCAGUCGUUGUGGAGAUGGACAACAGCCGUAACCUGGACAUGGAUUCCAUUGUGGCUGAAGUGCGCGCUCAGUAUGAGGACAUCGCCAACCGCAGCAAGGCUGAUGCAGAGUCCUGGUACAAACAGAAGUACGAGGAAAUGCAGAGCUCUGCUGGACAGUACGGUGAUGACCUCCGCACAACCAAGGCUGAGAUCGCCGAGCUGAACCGCAUGAUCGCCCGUCUGCAGAAUGAGAUCGAGGCAAUCAAAGCACAGAGGGCCAACAUUGAGGCCCAGAUUGCUGAGGCUGAGGAGCGUGGCGAGCUGGCAGUGAAGGAUGCCAGGCAGCGCAUCAAAGAUCUGGAAGAGGCUCUCCAGAGAGCAAAGCAGGACAUGGCCCGCCAGGUGCGUGAGUACCAGGAGCUGAUGAACGUCAAGAUGGCCCUAGACAUCGAAAUCGCCACCUACAGGAAACUGCUGGAAGGAGAGGAGUUCAGACUGUCCGCUGGACCCACCAACGCAACCAUCCACGUGCAGCAGACUUCAGGCGGUGGAAUGUCCAGCUCCAGCUCUGGUGGUGGAUUCGGCUUCGGUGGCGGCAGCGGCAUGUCUGGUGGCUACAGCAGCAGCGGCAGCAUGUCUGGGGGCUACGGCAGCAUGUCUGGCGGCUAUGGCGGUUCUAUCACUAAGUCCUCAGUCACCACCACCAGUUCCAGAAGAUACCAUUAAAAAGAACAGCAGUCCUCCUUUUUACAUUACCUGCACAUUUUACCUUACAGCCACUAGUUAUUCUCCAGAAUCUCUGGGUGCAUGUUGUCAUCAUCAAAACAUGAACGUAUAUGGAAAGGCCCUCACAGAAAUGUGUGUGAUACAAGUGCAAGCUUUGCCAUUAAAACAUUUUAAA